AUGACAAUUAUGACAAGCUUUACAAAAUUCGCCCACUCCUUGAUGCCUUAUCAAAAUUCAUUUAUGCCAAGUGAGUACCAAGCCAUAGACGAAUCUAUGAUACGAUUCAAAGGAAGAAGCAGCAUUCGACAAUACAUGCCGAUGAAAUUGAUCAAGAGGGGAUACAAGGUGUGGGUAAGAAGUGACGAAACAGGAUUUAUGUCGCAAUUUCAAAUUUAUAUGGGUAAAGUUUCAAAUCUUACUGAAAAAUCCAGGGUUAUAAAGAACUUAUCUAGAGAAUUAGUUGUUUACUGUUGGAAGGCAUUUAUGCAUGUGGAACCGCCAGAAAAAAUAGAAAAAAUAUGCCAAACGACUUGCGUGACGAUAAGCAUUUUAAAAGUAUCAGACUAUCAAGUAUCUACCGGAGAAAUUGUAGCCUUGAAGCGGAUGAAUAGAAAAAGCGUUCUUUUUAUUUCAAAUUUUCACGAUCCUGCCAACCUGGAAACUGCUUCUAGAAGAAAAAAAGACGGCUCUAAAGAAGAUGUAGAAUGCCCAUCACUUGUUAACGAUUAUAACCGGCACAUGGGAUGUGCCCAAUGCAGUAGCCGCAGGGAACCAUAUUGA
This is a messenger RNA of Anthonomus grandis grandis, 603 nucleotides long. Its product is annotated as piggyBac transposable element-derived protein 4-like. Bases 1 to 603 code for a protein of 200 amino acids. The transcript is spliced from 3 exons. Lineage: Eukaryota; Metazoa; Arthropoda; Insecta; Coleoptera; Curculionidae. The record is from RefSeq and is a predicted model, not a curated record.